Oncorhynchus gorbuscha (pink salmon) is the source of this 5601-nucleotide messenger RNA. RefSeq names its product CXADR-like membrane protein (gene clmpa). The record is from RefSeq and is a predicted model, not a curated record. Bases 408 to 1583 code for a protein of 391 amino acids. NCBI's taxonomy places the organism in Eukaryota, Metazoa, Chordata, Actinopteri, Salmoniformes, Salmonidae. Gene Ontology annotation, cellular component: cytoplasmic microtubule; membrane; cell surface. The transcript is spliced from 7 exons.
GUGCCGUGUACGCUCGCAACUGUAGAGGUCCCCCCUUUUCAGCGGGUUGCGCGCACAGCUAUUGCACCCGCUUUUUAUCCUGUGUAAAGAGGAGAGAGUGAGGGGGCAUAUGUACGGAUCCUGCACGACCGCAGACAUGUAUCCUCCGUGAAGUGUAGCGCAAGGCAACUCUAAGAUACCGGGUGUUCUGCGAGAAACAAUGAACAUGUGCGGCUCUAUUUCUGAAUGAGCACAAGGACAUGUUCGAUAUGCGUUGUAGCCUACCUAUAGACCAACAUCAUUAGCACUAUUCCAAUUUCAUUCAGAUUUGAGGGCACAGGUAUAUGACUUAAACUCAUUUUAGGGAAGAAAGAAGACGUGGUGUUCUGCUGUUUUUUGUGGAAUUUUCGCUCCAGCUGAGAGUCGUGAUGUCUGGCUCAUUUCACACAUUGUUCCUGGUUCUGCUGGGUGUGUUGACGGCAUGCGCCCAGACGGAGAUGAAGAGGGUUGUCGGUGACAAUGCGACACUGCCCUGUCACCACCAGUUCUGGGCAGGUGACGCCCCCACACUGGACAUCGAGUGGCUCCUACUCAAGCCCAGCUCCAAGCAGAGAGUGGUGAUCACGUACUUUGCGGGCCGGGUGUACGACCCCAACGAGGCGGAGGCGGGCCGGCUGUCCUUAGCCGGGGACUACCUCAAGGGGGACGCCUCCCUGCUGAUCAGUGACCUUAGCCUGGGCGACUCGGGCGAGUACAGCUGCAAGGUUAAGAAUGGGGGAAAGUACCAAUGGAGCACGAUCAACCUCAUAGUACAGGUGAAGCCGUCUAAGCCGCGGUGUUGGAUGGAGGGCCGGCUGUUGGAGGGUAGUGAUGUUAAGAUGAGCUGUAAGUCUACAGAUGGCUCUGACCCCAUAAACUACAAAUGGGAGAGGCUGCUGGACAAGGGCAAGUAUGUGGGAAAGCUGCCCCCACUGGCCCUCAUAGAUUUGAAAAACUCAGAGAUAGUGACACUGAGGAACCUGACCAAGGAGAGUGCUGGGGUGUAUAAAUGUACCGCCAGCAACGAUGUGGGAGAAGAGAGCUGCACCGUAGAGGUCAAGAUGCACUAUGUGCGGGGCAUGGGUGUGGUGGCGGGCGCCGUGGUGGGCGUGUCCUUCGGUGUCCUCCUCAUCAUUCUCAUUAUUUGGCUGGUGUUCCGCAAGAAGGAGAAGAAGAAAUACGAGGAGGAGGAGACCCCUAACGAGAUCAGGGAGGAUGCGGAGGCUCCCAAAGCCAAACUGGUGAAGCCCAACUCUCUCUCCUCGUCCCGUUCUGGAAGCUCCCGCUCGGGCACCUCCUCCACCCAGUCCAUGGUCCACACCACUGCCCCCCGGGGGCCCCGCGCCCGGGUUCCUGACGUCGCCGCCCUCAAGGAGAACGGCCAGCCCCCCAGCUUCCCCCAACAGCCCCCUGCCUACACACAGGUGGUCCCCAAGACCCCUGAGCCCCGCACAGCCCCGGCCAAGCUCAGCCCUCCCCCAAAGCUAAGCCCCGGGAACCUGGCCCGCAUGGGAGCAACGCCGGUCAUGAUCCCUGCCCAGACCCAGGCCUUUCAGACUGUGUAGGAGGGAGGGAGGGAGAAGUGGAGGGAGUAGACGCAGACAGACACAAGAAGCCCCAGUACACAGCUGAUAGCAACACCCAGCCUGCCCCCAGAAACCCUGUGAAAACCAGCCAUAUCAUCAACUAAAAGUAUAAUUGAAUGCAUUCUACGAAGGGAAGACUUUCGUAAGAGGAUUUGUCUCCUGUACAAACAAUACAGAGCGAAAUCUUUUGUUCGCAUGAUAUCCCAUCACAACAGAACAUUCAUUGUGUUUUUGCUGACGAGAUCAGUGAUGUGUAUCAUACUCUGACGAGGUCAGUGAUGUGUAUCAUACUCUGACGAGGUCAGUGAUGUGUAUCAGACUCUGACGAGGUCAGUGAUGUGUAUCAUACUCUGACGAGGUCAGUGAUGUGUAUCAUACUCUGACGAGGUCAGUGAUGUGUAUCAUACUCUGACGAGGUCAGUGAUGUGUAUCAUACUCCGACGAGGUCAAGGAGGACCCUGUGUAGAGUUGAGGUAUUUUUAAACCAAACCGACAGAGCCAUGAAAGCAGAAUGGGCUAUGGACAAAGGGAAGGAGGGAGUGAGAGCAAACAGGACUGGAAAAGAGCAAACAAAGGAGAUACACAGGCUGCAUAGCUCAGCAGAGAUCAGGCAAGGGUGUCUGGCUGUCUUACGACACCUGAUACCUGCUACCAACCAGGACAAACCAGACGGCAGACAAGACAAAGAGAGAAAAAAAACAAAAAGACAGGAAAAGUAAACCACACCUACCACACCGACCAACACCUAGCCAAUCAAUAUCUCCCAGGCUUCUUUGCCGGCAUCACAUACCUCCAUGUAAUCUCCUCCAGGAUACCCAGCAGGCAUGGUGAUUGGUUUUGUAAGGAAGGGGGUGCACCGAUCGAUUGACACACCAAUGAGAGUGGAGGAAAGUUUGAUGCUGAUACAAGAGGGAUGUUUGCCUGUGAUUGUACAAAGAUGAUAUAGCUUAAGUAAGAGACUCCACCUAGACACAUCACCUGUCAUCCUAUACACCUGCACAUGGGUCACUCGCAGCAACACGAAAGAUAUCAGUAUUGAUUUCCCAUCUUUCCUGUGCGUCCAGCACUAUACACUCAACAUGUCUGGACUUAUGUAACGUUAUCUUCCCAUGUUUAUGGACAGCGUCAAUUAAGGCCAUAGGAAUAUGUGACUAUGGGGAUUAUUAAUGGCUGAAAUAUGUAUUGCUUAAUAUGUAUUGUCUAAUAUUCUGUUUCCUUUUUUCUAUUUCAUUUAUUUCAGAUUCCUUCAGAAUGUUUAAAGAUUGUUAUUAAAGGGGUGAACUUAAGCCCUAUCGAUAAAGUGCCACAGUUGAUGUUUGUUGAAGAUGGUUAAUGACAUUUCUGUUUUAAUUUGUGUUGUGUUAAUGACAUUUCUGUUUUAAUUUGUGCUGUGUUAAUGACAUUUCUGUUUUAAUUUGUGUUGUGUUAAUGACAUUUCUGUUUUAAUUUGUGUUGUGUUAAUGACAUUUCUGUUUUAAUUUGUGUUGUGUUAAUGACAUUUCUGUUUUAAUUUGUGUUGUGUUAAUGACAUUUCUGUUUUAAUUUGUGUUGUGUUAAUGACAUUUCUGUUUUAAUUUGUGUUGUCUUAAUGACAUUUCUGUUUUAAUUUGUGUUGUCUUAAUGACAUUUCUGUUUUAAUUUGUGUUGUGUUAAUGACAUUUCUGUUUUAAUUUGUGUUGUGUUAAUGACAUUUCUGUUUUAAUUUGUGUUGUGUUAAUGACAUUUCUGUUUUAAUUUGUGUUGUGUUAAUGACAUUUCCAUUAAUCCAAAAUGAAUGAACUAACAUAUGAAUGUGUUCCUUGCCGUGCAGUAUAUAAAGGGCUGGAUUCAAUUUGAUUCACCAACUAACGUGCAAGAACCGCGUUAUAGCUCCAUUUAAAUUGAAAGGCGGAGACCGCAUUCACAGUCGGCUGAAUAGAAAAUGAUCCUUUACAUUUCAAAUACUUCCGCGAUAUAGAUUGAUUCCAGCCCAAAAUCAUUGGAUGAAUCCUUGUUUUUAAUGAGCAGAGAUUUGCAGCAAUACAUUUAAUCCCCUGCAGUUGAACUGUGUCUGAAAAAAUACAAAAUAUAUUCUGUAUAAUGAGAAAACGAGCAAAGGGCCAUACACAUCAUAUUAUGAUAUAACAUGCGUUGGCUCAGCACCAUGUUGUGAUUAUAGAAGAACAGUAAUGAUAAUCCUAAAGAGGGCCUUGGGUUAACAUACACAUUUUAAUUGAAUACACCACAAAAAAGUAUUAUUCACAAAACAAUUAAACACCGAUUUACAGUUUUAAAUGGUUAACUCUACAGUACACCUGAGAUUGAUUCCAUUUCAAGCAGAAUGAAAAGGACAAUAGCUUUGAGUGAAGUCUCUUCAUGGUGGCCAAACAGAAUUGAAACUACACUCAACCUCAGUAAAAUAUCCUGGCUGAAAGUGUUGAAUUAUGCCCUACCAUUCUCUGAUUUAAAUGUCAACUUUUGCCUGAGCUUUCAUCUGAUCCAAAUGCGUGACUUCUGCCUAGCGAUAGUCUUCUCUGCCUCUACGCAGCAGCACAUUGGUCCUUCAGUGUUUUGACUGCUUCCUCCAAAGAGAUACCCCUGUUAUUCUGGCUCAAUCGCAAUGCAAUGGAUGAGAUGUCAGGAACUAUUUGGAGUGACUGAUGCUGUGGCGCCCUCCAGGAGAGCCCAGCAAACUCAUCUUAAAUCACCCAGGAGGGAGGGCUCUUCUCGUCCAGCGGUGCAGAGCAUAAGAGCACACUCGUACUCUGGCCUCCGAAAUGGUUCAAACGAGGACGGGUGACUCGAGAGUCUAUACUUCUUGGAAAAAGGUUCAAAAUUUACCUGGCUUUUCGUUCAUGCCUGGUUGAAAUCACCCAGAUUAGUUUGUAUCAAUAAUUGUAUUUUGUAAAAUCUGCCUAUUUUUGAUGAGAUUAUUUCAUGAUCGUGGGCAGUUCAAAGAGUGAAAAGAAAAUAGCAAUCUUGUCUCUGUGACUCGUACUUCCAGCUUGCUCACUGCUGGUUGAAAAGCACCUUUAAACCAGGAGACGGAUGAGUGGCGAGAUGAGAGGACGACACCUGAGGGAGGGCUCCUGAUUACCCACCACAAUCCCCUUUGAAUUUCCCAUUAUACCUUUAAAAGCCAAUACAGGGAGGCCGAUGAUUGAAUGUGGCUCUUACGGCCGUUUGAUGGGGUAGGAUACGCACCGGUAUUGAUUUUUCUGUUAUCUGAGUGGCUCUGUGAAUUCCCCUGGCAGAGGGCUCUGUGUCCUGAAUCAUUAGGGUUUCCACCCUUUUUCGUUUGAAUGUCUUGCUUGGCAGACAGGAGGAAUGGGAAUGCUUCAAACCAUGCUGGGGAGAGGAACAACGUGAACCACAGGCGUUACGUUGCCCUUACACCAUGUAUCGACUCCAAAAGGCCAUUAUCAUAGGUUAACUAGUACAAAACUUGCAUCUUGAUGUCAUUUAUUAGUCUGUCUACUAAAUACCUCCACUAUGGUUUGAGUGAUGGGACCUUUGAUAUCAUGCAUACAGUGUAAUGUUCAAGAGCGAAAGAAUCCCCCCAAAGCUGAAAAAUGAUGGAUAUGCAUGUCACAGAUACUUAACUAGAGAAAGAACAAAACUGUAUUUUUGCCUCAAUGCUUAUAUAAAUAUAUAAAUGAUCAUCUUGUACAAAAAAAUGUUACAGUUAAAACAAAUGCUAUGACUGUAAAAAAGGAAAGUUAUGUUCAUUUUGAGUUUACUCCUUUGGGUUAAGAAUUCAGUCAUAAGUACUUUGCACUUUCUUAAACUGUGCUCUCUGUGUCCCGCUUGCGUUAAGCCCUUUUCACCAACAGCGUUAGAGGGGGAAUGUUCUCUCUCACUCUAUUUUAUUUGAUUGACAAUGUCAUGCAGUUACUUUGAGUUGUUGUAAACCAAAAAGGAAAUGUACAUACCUCCUUCUCGAGUGAAAAAUGUAUAUUUGUACAAUAUCUGAAUAAUUACUGUUUUGGUUUGUAAUAAAGCAUUUGAUGAAUAGCCA